AUGGGUGUCCCAGCGCUUUUUCGAUGGCUCACUAGGAAAUAUCCCAAGAUUAUCACGCCCGUGAUCGAAGAACAACCCGUCGACAUUGACGGCGUGAAGUAUCCCGUGGACACCACCAAGCCCAAUCCUAAUGGAGAAGAAUUUCACAACCUGUAUCUUGACUUCAAUGGCAUCGUCCAUCCUUGUUCUCAUCCAGAGGACAAGCCACCCCCGGCAAAUGAAACUGAGAUGAUGUUGGAGAUCUUCAAGUACACGGACCGCGUUGUAAACAUGGUUAGACCUCGAAGACUGUUGAUGAUUGCAAUCGACGGCGUUGCCCCUCGAGCGAAAAUGAACCAGCAACGAGCGCGGCGCUUCAGAUCGGCGAGAGAUGCAAAAGAGGCGGACGAGAAGAAGGCGGAAUUCCAGACACUCCUACGCCAGCAGCGCAGCAACAACGACGACGAUGAGGAUGAUGAUGAAGCAGAGACGGUGGAAGAGGUAGUCAAGAAAACAUGGGACAGUAAUGUCAUCACACCUGGCACGCCUUUCAUGUUUAUCCUUGCUCAAUCCAUUCGAUUCUGGGUCCAAUGGAAACUCAAUACGGAUCCUGCCUGGGCACAGCUGAAGGUCGUGAUCUCCGACGCCAGUGUGCCGGGCGAAGGUGAGCAUAAGAUCAUGCAAUUCAUUCGUUCCCAGCGCUCAGACCCCGCAUAUGAUCCCAACACAAGACACGUCAUGUACGGUCUCGAUGCAGAUUUGAUCAUGCUUGGUAUCGCUACACAUGAGCCUCAUUUUCGUGUCCUCCGAGAAGACGUCUUCCUGAAUGAUGCCAAGGCCAGAACCUGCAGAAUUUGUGGUCGCCAAGGUCACUAUGCCGAUAACUGCAGAGGUGAAGCCAAGGAGAAGUCAGGCGAGUUCGAUGAAAAAGGCACGGUUGAGAAGUUGAAGCCAUUCAUCUGGUUGAACGUCCCGGUACUGCGUGAGUAUCUCGGUGCGGAGAUGUUUGUGCCCGGUCAGACUUUUCGCUUUGAUCUCGAACGCGCCCUCGACGAUUGGGUCUUUAUGUGUUUCUUCGUGGGCAAUGACUUUUUGCCCCAUCUUCCCAGUCUGGAUAUCAAAGAAGAUGGUAUCGACAAGCUCAUUGCUAUCUGGAGAGACAACAUCCCACUCAUGGGAGGCUACCUGACCUGCGACGGCAAGGUCGAUCUUGCCCGUGCACAGAUCAUCCUACAGGGUCUGGCCAAGCAAGAAGACGCAAUUUUCAAGCGCAGGAAGGAGGCCGCAGACAAGCAAGCAAUAAGGGACCAACGCCGUAACGAUGCAAACAAAGCCCGAGACGCUCGUAACAACAAGAGACGUCGAAGCUCUCCAGACUACACCAAAGGUAGCAGAGUUGCUGCGGAUGCUCGUGUUCCGACUGGUAUGCAGACGUUUGAGGCCACCAAUUUUCCAACUCUGGACUACAACUCAAUUGUCAACAGAGGUGCUGUGGACAAAACACUUGCUUCAAAUAAGAGCGCUGCGGCCGUCCUGAAGGAGCAAAUGCUCGCCCGGAAAGCUGCUGCUGAGACUGCAGCAAAAGACGCAGCGAAUGGAGCCAAUGGAACUCCAGGCUCUGCAGGAGCCGUUCUGGGCAAGCGAAGUGCGUCGCAGAUGGAGGCGGAGUCUGAUGAUCCCGGAACCCCUGCCUCGGCACUAGGCAAACGACAGGCUGCAUUGAUGGACGACGAGCCAGAGACUGAUGGCACACCCGGCCGGAACACCCCCGUCGAGAAGAAGACUUCCAACAACGCUGAUCCCAACAACCCGCCACCAGAUACGGUUCGGUUGUGGGAGGAAGGCUAUAGCGACCGAUACUACGAGCAGAAGUUCCAUGUCUCACCUCACGAUAUCGAGUUUCGCCACAAGGUUGCUGAAGCCUACGUCGAAGGAUUGUCGUGGGUACUUCUGUACUAUUUCCAAGGAUGCCCUUCGUGGACCUGGUACUACCCGUAUCAUUACGCUCCGUUCGCUGCAGACUUUGUCGAUAUUGACAAGAAGGUCGUCAAAUUUGAGAAGGGAACACCGUUCAAACCAUACGAACAGUUGAUGGGGGUGCUGCCCGCGUCCUCCAACCAUGCCAUCCCCACUGCUUUCCACCCCCUGAUGACCGAACCAGAUUCUGACAUUGUCGACUUCUAUCCCGAGGAAUUCGAUCUUGAUCUGAACGGGGCGAAGCAAUCCUGGAAGGCUAUCGUCUUGUUACCCUUCAUUGACGAAAAGCGUCUGUUGAAAGCCAUGGCCACCAAAUAUCCGCUCCUUACCGCCGAUGAGCAUGCGAGGAAUGAGCACGGAUACGAUGCCUUGCUUAUAUCAGAGCAGAAUCCACUCUAUGAACAGCUGGCAUUGAAAUUCUACUCGAAAAAGUCCAAGGACGCUCCCAAGACGGUGAAGUUGUCCAUGCAGAAGUUUCAGCUCGCUGGCGAUGUGAUCAAGAAUGAAGACUUCCUGCCUCACAUGGAUCUGGUAGGCCCAGAACCCGGCAUCAGGCUGGACCCUGACGUCGAUGACGAUCGCUCUAUGAGCGUCUUCUUCGUCAUGCCGCCCCCAACGCAUGUCCACAAGUCCAUGUUGUUCCCAGGGGUCGGCUUGCCUCCGGCUGUCCUGGACAAGAGUGAUUUGGCAAUCCUUCGAUCAAAGGCCAGAACCUCUGGACGAGAUUUUGGAGGUGCACCACUUUACGACAACACUCGGCGCGAUCCCAUGGAUAACCAAAAUCGAGGUGGUCGCAUCAACUAUGCCGCGGAUCGUCCACCUUUGAAUGGGCCUCCUAUGAUGCCGCCUCCCAACCAGUGGCCUCCGGGAAUGCCACCCCCACCGCCACCAAACUUUGGUGGUCAGAACGCCUACAAUCGUGGUCCUCCUCCUCCUCCGUCGAACGGCUACCCAGGAUACAACAACUACGCCAAUCAGGGUUACGGAGGGUAUGACCAAGGACAGAAUGGUGGCCAGGCACACAAUGGGUACUACGGCGGAAACCAGGGACAACCCCAGUACGGGAACAAUGGGCAUUAUCAGCAGAAUGGUGGAAGAAGCUUUAGUGAUGGAAAUUAUCAAAGUCAGAAUCGUGGUCCUCCUGGACGGGAUAAUUGGGGUGGAAAUCAUGGAGUCAAUGGCUACAAUCAAGGCGGAUAUGGUCGGCGUUAA
This is a messenger RNA of Cladophialophora yegresii CBS 114405, 3168 nucleotides long. RefSeq names its product protein Xni. Bases 1 to 3168 code for a protein of 1055 amino acids. Gene Ontology annotation, biological process: nuclear-transcribed mRNA catabolic process. Gene Ontology annotation, cellular component: nucleus. The record is from RefSeq and is a predicted model, not a curated record. Lineage: Eukaryota; Fungi; Ascomycota; Eurotiomycetes; Chaetothyriales; Herpotrichiellaceae. Gene Ontology annotation, molecular function: RNA binding; 5'-3' RNA exonuclease activity; zinc ion binding. The transcript is spliced from 2 exons.